Messenger RNA from Caretta caretta (loggerhead turtle), 854 nucleotides. RefSeq names its product killer cell lectin-like receptor subfamily F member 1. The record is from RefSeq and is a predicted model, not a curated record. NCBI's taxonomy places the organism in Eukaryota, Metazoa, Chordata, Testudines, Cheloniidae. Gene Ontology annotation, cellular component: plasma membrane.
AUGCAGGAUGAAGAGGGUUACACGGUAUUGAAUCUCCGGCCCAAGACGGGAACCGCCAGCCGCCUGUCGGCGGACGGGAUCCAAGAUUCUCCUGAGAACCUGCAUGGGUAUAAAAUCACCAUCGGCAUUUUGGGGGUCUGGAGCGUUGUGGCGACGCUGGCUGUGAUCGCGCUGAGCAUUCUGGGGUCAUCUCAUGAAGGACUGACCGGAGCAGCGCCGAAUGCCACCGUGAGCCGUAGUGCCCAGCGGAGAGAGAGAAACGGGGCAGAAUGCAGCGCCCGUCUGAACCACCUCAUGUCACGCCUGAGCCAGGCUCUGUGUGCUCCCAUCAACAGCCGCCCCCAGGAGGGCACUGGCUGCAAAAUCUGUCCCCCGGACUGGCUGCCACAUGGUGCCAAAUGCUACUGGUUUUCUACCGAGAGUAAAAUCUGGGCCAGGAGCCUUGAGGACUGCUCAGCGAGGAGCGCUCACAUGGUGGUGAUCCAGGAGCAGGAUGAGAUGAAGUUCCUAGGGGACAGCAUUCAAGAGAAGUACCUCGUGUGGACUGGCCUCAGUGCGAACGCACCUGAGAGGAAUUGGACCUGGGUGGAUGGAUCCUUGUUAAAUCAGACGCUGUUCCCCGUGAAAGGAUCUGCCGAAGAGAACAGCUGUGGGGUGAUCAAAGGGAGUCAGAUCCAGUCGGAAACCUGCAGCGGGGAAUACAGAUGGAUUUGCCAGAAGGACGCCAUCCCGAUAGACAGCCGACCAAGCAAUCUGUAGCGCCCUGCCAAUUUGCAGAUACCCAUCCGCUUUAUAUCUAUGGACCAUUUUUGCAGCUCAGAUGGGGCUACAAAAUUUGUAUCUGCGCAGGGCUG